GGAUCAGUCGCGAAAAGCGACUGCAGGCACUGACACUUCCCUCUAGGAAGCGUCCGCGGCGUGGUUGGCGAUAUCAUGUGCUUCCAAGGCAGUCGGCAAAGGAUUUCCCGGUUCUAGUAAGGCAAUUCGAACGAGUGCCUCGAGCAUGACACGCCGCAUCGUGCCGAGGUUACUUACCCCACACCCUCCUUCCCCAGCUCCCGACUCGCGACCCUUUAUACAGCCGCAGCCGCAAUGUCUCCGCGACGCACGUUUGGCAGUCUUCCCACACAUCCGCCCUGAUUUCAAUUUCUCGUCUGCAGCAUCGUCGCUCGCAGCAACACUUGGAGCCUUUCAAUAGGACACUGUCCUCCAUUUCACCCCCUAACACCACCAUGGCGCCCUCCAAGAAAGCACCCGUCUACGUCCUCGGCGUGGGCAUGACUAAGUUCAUCAAGCCCCGCGGCAAGGUCGACUACCCGGAGCUGGGCUUCGAAGCCGGCGUCAAGGCCAUGCUCGAUGCGCAGAUCAACUACGACGAGGUGGACCAGGGCGUCGCCUGCUACUGCUACGGCGACAGCACCUGCGGUCAGCGCGUCUUCUACCAGUUCGGCAUGACAGGCAUUCCCGUGUACAACGUCAACAACAACUGCUCCACGGGCUCGACAGGUCUGUACAUGGGCCGCAACAUGAUUGCCCACGGCGCGAGCGAUUGCGUGCUCGUCAUCGGCUUCGAGAAGAUGUUCCCCGGCAGCCUGCAGACCUUCUUCCAGGACCGCGCGAACCCUACCGGCACCACGAACCUCGUCAUGAAGGAGACACGUGGAAUUACAAAGGCACCCGGCGCAGCGCAGCUGUUCGGCAACGCCGGACGCGAGCACAUGGAGAAAUAUGGCUCCAAGCUCGAAGACUUCGCCGAAAUCGGCCGCAUCAACCACGCCCACUCCAAGAACAACCCCUACUCCCAGUUCCAAGACGAAUACACCCUCGACCAGAUCGUCAAAUCCCCCAUGAUCCACGAGCCCCUCACCAAGCUCCAAUGCUGCCCGACCUCGGACGGCGCCGCCGCCGCCGUCCUCGUCUCCCAGGCCUUCCUCGACGCCCGCCCCCACCUUAAGCAACAGGCCAUCCAGAUCGCAGGCCAGUGCCUCGCGACAGACACGCCAAACCUCUUCAACAAGUCGGCCAUCGAGCUCGUGGGAUUCAGCAUGAGCUCACUGGCGGCGAAGACGGCGUUGGCCGAAGCCAAUACCGACCCCAAGGAUGUGAAAGUGUGCGAGCUGCACGACUGCUUCUCCGCGAACGAGAUGGUGACUAUCGAGGCGCUGGGUCUUGCACCUGUAGGCAAAGCCCACGAGCUCAUCCGCAAGGGCGGCAUCACAUAUGGUCCCAACAGCCAGGUCGUCAUCAACCCCUCGGGCGGCCUCAUCUCCAAGGGGCACCCGCUCGGCGCGACCGGCCUCGCCCAAUGCGCCGAACUCGUCUGGCACAUGCGCGGAUGGGCCAACAACCGGUCCGUCAAAGACACAAAGGUCGCGCUGCAGCAUAACCUCGGGCUCGGCGGCGCCGUCGUGGUGACGGUGUACAAGCGCGCGGACGGCAGCGCGGCGACGGAUGUGAGCAGCGAGGAGGUGGGCAAGAUCAACGGGCUGGGAUACAACCCUGCCGUUGUGGCGAAGGGAUUUACGCGGGAGCAGGUGGAUAGGGUGCGGUCGCGGAAGGCGCGGAGUGAGUGGGCGUUGCAGGAUACGCAGCAGAAGGUUGAGGCCCGGUUCUAGAUUGCCGGAUGGGCUUGACGGGAGGCACCAUGUGUGUGUGUAUGUAUAUACUAUUAGCGUUAUCAACUUGAC
Paraphaeosphaeria sporulosa is the source of this 1829-nucleotide messenger RNA. Its product is annotated as non-specific lipid-transfer protein. Gene Ontology annotation, molecular function: acyltransferase activity, transferring groups other than amino-acyl groups. Lineage: Eukaryota; Fungi; Ascomycota; Dothideomycetes; Pleosporales; Didymosphaeriaceae. Bases 375 to 1757 code for a protein of 460 amino acids. The record is from RefSeq and is a predicted model, not a curated record. The transcript has 2 exons.